Molecule: messenger RNA, 2364 nt
Organism: Austrofundulus limnaeus
Lineage: Eukaryota; Metazoa; Chordata; Actinopteri; Cyprinodontiformes; Rivulidae
Gene: nsmaf
Product: neutral sphingomyelinase (N-SMase) activation associated factor
Molecular function (GO): protein binding
Source: RefSeq, a predicted model, not a curated record
AAUUUCCGUGUUUACAGACGCUGCUGCUUUCAGGACGACGGUGUCGAGUUUCGCUGGAGGAUGCGUCGCGGCCAUGGCGUUUUUUACGACGCAGGAGCGAACAAAGAGGUUCAAGGAUCCGAGGUUCCUUCAAGGUUUGCUCCAGGUCCAUCAUAUUUGACCCGCAGGAUGUGACCGAGCCCAUCAUAAAGGUUCCUCUGAGGGACUGUAAGAAGAUCGAGUUCACAGAGACGGACACCGAUCCUUUCAACCAACCAAAUCCACCUGUUAUAUCUAUUUCCUGUGAGCAGGUCAUCUUCAUCAAAGAGGGUAACGUCAUCGCUCCUUAUCGAAAUGAAAGGGGACCAAAGAUGAUGAGCUUUGAGUUGGAUGUUUGGAAUAAAACUGAAGAUGUAGUUCAGACGUUACUGCAGCUGUACAGGGCGUCCUGUUUGGAUAAACUGGGAGACCAGACGGCGAUGAGAACCAGGUGACGGAGCACACAGCAGAGAGCUACAUGCUGCAGUGGCAGCGAGGUCACCUCAGUAACUACCAGUACCUGCUGCACCUCAACAACCUGGCCGACCGCAGCUGCAACGACCUGUCGCAGUACCCCGUCUUCCCCUGGGUGGUGGCCGACUACACCAGCUCUCAGUUAGAUGUGACGGACCCCGCCUCGUUCAGAGACCUGAGCAAACCUGUGGGAGCCCUGAACAAAGAGCGACUGGACGGGCUGCUGGCCCGCUACCAAGGCAUGCCUGAGCCCCGCUUCAUGUACGGAAGCCACUACUCGUCUCCAGGAUACGUCCUCUUCUACCUGGUCAGAGUUGCUCCAGAGCACAUGCUGUGUCUCCAGAACGGCCGGUAUGACCACGCAGACCGCAUGUUCAACAGCAUCAGUGAAACCUGGAAAAACUGCCUGGAAGGAGCGACRGACUUCAAAGAGCUGAUACCAGAGUUUUACGGAAGUGACCCCAGCUUCCUGGAAAACGGUCAGAAUCUGGAUUUGGGCAAAAAGCAGAACGGAAAACCAGUCCGUGACGUUGUCCUUCCUCCCUGGGCCUCAGAUGCCAGAGAUUUUCUCCAGAAGCACAAGGCGGCGCUGGAGAGUCCGUUUGUUUCGGAGCACCUCCACGAGUGGAUCGAUUUGGUGUUCGGCUUCAAACAGAGAGGCGGCGAGGCGGUGGCAGCUCAUAAUGUGUUCCACCCGCUGACGUAUGAAGGAGAGAUCGACUGCGACAGCAUCGAGGACACGGAUCAGAGGAUCGCCAUGCUGACUCAGAUCCUGGAGUUCGGUCAGACGCCCAGGCAGCUCUUCACCCGGCCCCACCCUCAGAGGAUCACGCCCAGGUUUCAGAACACCAGGCGGAGCUCCAGCAUCAACUCGGCUGCCAGCGAGCUGUCGCCAGCCUCUCCAUGUGAGGACUCGUCCUUCGAGGACCUGACUGAAGAGAGCAGGAAGAUGGCCUGGGCCAACAUGGGAAACCUGAAACUCAUCUCCAGCCUCAGGAUCCAUAAGGAAGCCGUGACGGGGAUUGCUGUGACUCGAGACGGAGCUUCCAUUUUCUCCACGUCUCAAGACUCGACUCUUAAAAUGUUUUCCAAAGAGCUGAAGGAGUUCCAGAGGAGCAUGUCCUUCUCCAACAUGCCGCUGUCGUCCUGUUUGCUGCUGCCGGAUGGUAAAACUGUGGCGUGUUCUUCGUGGGACAACAACGUAUACUUCUACUCGGUGCCGUUCGGGCGGCGGCAGGACACGCUGAUGGGUCACGAUGACGCCGUGGCUAAAAUGUGCUGGUUUGAUGACCGACUCUUCACGGCGUCCUGGGACUCCACCGUUAAAGUCUGGCAGUGUGCUUCUAACGGCUCGUCCAGUCGCAAGAGGUCCCAGUUUGAGCUGCUGGCUGAACUGGAACAUGAUGCUGGGGUGAACAGUCGACACGUCCUCAGCUCGGGUGAAGACUCCUGGAUGAAGGUGGUGGACGUGCAGACAGGAACGGUCCUCUCCUCGCUGAAGGCUGAGGAGGAGCAGAGGUGUUUCUGCUGGGACGGGAACUCGGUGCUGAGCGGGGGCCGGACCGGGGACCUGGUCCUCUGGGACCUGCUGAGCGGUUCGGUCACCGGACGGAUCCCUGCACACUCAGGUGCCGUCACGGCCGUGUGGAUGAACGACACGUGUAACGCCGUGAUCACAGGAGGACACGACCGACAGGUCCACUUCUGGAGGCUUCAGUGUUAAAGACUCAGCUCAGGAGCAGCGGUGCAAUAAUGAUUUUAUUUACGAACUAUGUAAGUGUGCAGCUGUCUGCUCAGGUGUUACAACAAGCUUCUUUUGUUUYUGUUCUCUGAGCUGCACUGAAAAUAAAAACAUACUCCCCAGUUUGGUCA